Symbiodinium necroappetens is the source of this 2238-nucleotide messenger RNA. Lineage: Eukaryota; Dinophyceae; Suessiales; Symbiodiniaceae. The record is from the annotation of a GenBank genome assembly.
AUGCUUAGCAGCAGCAAAUCAACACUUAAACUCGUGCAGAGAUUCGUGCAAAGGCGUGACAGUAGGGAUGCCGUCAUGGUCAGCCUGCGAUCUUCGUCUUCCGACUCUGCAAGUGACGGCCGUCGCAGCCGCAAUUCCCAGCUCGAGCCACGGCUACUGUGCUUCAAGUUUGAGCACUUGAAAGCUCUGAGGUCUCGAGAGAUCCGGCGUCGCCUUGGUGCAGCCCUGCGCUGCCAUGCCACAGGGCUUGCGGAGAUUACGUACACGGACGAGGUCUGCGCGCUCGACCCGCCAUCAGAUGGCACAUGGCCAUCUGACAGAGCAGACCGCUCCGACGGCACAGCCAGCUCCGAGAACGAGGCCGAGGAGCAUCUUCAGCCCGGUGCAGAAGACGCACGAGCUUCAGACUCGCAGGUCUUUUGUGCUUUGCGCGCUCUGGGUCAGCCGAGCAAGGUCCAAGUCAGCCAUGUGUGCAAGCAGCUACUCGCUGCAAACCUUCAAGUGCUGGAGAUAGCCUGUGUCGAUCCGCUAGCAUUGUACCUUAUCUGUUACUCUUCGGCCAAGCUUGCUGUUGCGGAAGCCCUGGUGCGAGACGGGCAUGGCGUGCGACCAGUGACGGAGGUGUAUCCUGGACCAUCGGCCUCGGUCUUGGCGGCUGCCGGCCUGAGCAGCCUCGCCAUCGCGCAGCCCAAAGCUCGGCCUCAAGACCUCGCCAUGUUCGCGGGCAUUUGGGUAGAGGAUGGUGUAUGGUCUGCUGAUUCCGUCGGUGAUGAAGGUGCUGAUGACGACUCAGCCGGCUUAGAUGACCCAGGCCAAGGUCACCUCCCGCCCUCGGAACAGGCUUUCCACGGGUCGAGGAGACUACGCUUUGUGAGCCGUCGUGGCCUUCUGGCAGAGGCGCAUUUUGGCGAGCCAUUCAGAGUGAUAGCGGGCUCCUUUGCCUUGGAAGACAGCACUACCUUCGAGCCGAAGGACGAUGCCAAGGAGGUGCAUGAAGAAGGCAGCAAGGCAGUUGCUAUUCGAAAGAUAGCUGUCGACACCGAGCCGACGCCGCUGCAUACGGGCAGCCUCACUUCGCAGCUGGUUUCCUCGUCUGAGAUGAAAGACAUUCCCGAAGGAACCGUUUGGCGGCGAAUAUCCCAGAGCGACUCGCACGUGGCUGCCGUGGAGCUGCUGACAGAACAGGCCGGAGGUCCUGGUUCUGCACCUCCCUCCAGUGGUUUGAGGGCAGGUGCCUGGAUUAUCUGUGGCGACUUCUGCUUGCAGGUUCUCGGGCCACCUCGUGGCGAGGGCUUGAUCGGCGGCACCUUGUGUCAAAGCCUGGAGCAGCUGUGCUCAGUUGAAGGCGAAGAAGGGGUUGCCUCUGAGAUGUCGACCCGAUUCGAGGCGUCUGCAGGAAAAGUCCUAGCAGAUGGACGCGUCCAGCGAGAUCGGGGCCUGGGUCGGGCUGUAGAGCAGGGUGCUUUGCUUUGCGGUGCUCAAGAAGACGAGAAUGGCUUCAAGACAGCGAGCAUCCUCUACAGCACUGGACUCAUGACCAAGGGUGGAAGCCUCACCUUGGAAAGUGUUGCCGGCUCCUUCACUCAAAUCUGGCGCAUUCGGGAACUUGAGGCAAAUCCCUUUGACAGCCCAGCUCUGCGAGCUUCACGAAGAAUGUCAUCUUUGAGUACAGGAAAGCUUGCGUCGCCAUCUGCCGCAGUGGCACGCAUCGCUUCUGCCAUGGGCCCAAAGGGCAGGGGCAAGAGUGCGGCGGGCAAGGGCAAAGGCAAGGGCAAGAGUGGGAUCAAGGGCUCACGCAGAUCAUCACGCCCAAGUCAGGCAGGCUCCGCACCCUUCCCCAGCCCUGGGCCGAUCGGAGCCUGGUCGAGUGUGCGACCGACGCUGCCUCUUAGAGGUGCAUCCACCCUGUCACGACCACCAGCCCGGCCAAGGCCUGCGGCCCCUCCUCUUCGUGUGGGCGGCCUUCCGGAACGAAAGGUGGAGGAUCGUGGUCGGGAACCCCGUGCCGUUGGUGGGCCAUUUCCAGAUCGUUUCUAUGAUCGCUUCCAAAGCAGAAGUGUUACUCUGAAUCCUGCACCACACCGCGACAGCCAUCGCAGUGCCUCGCGAAGAAGAUCGCGAUCGCCAGGUCCUCGUGCUCGUGCCGAACCGAUGGGUGCCCAAAAAGAGAAGAUUCGCCACCGCAGCCGUGGACGCCACAGAUCCCGAAGCAGGAGUCGCCGGCGACGGAAGACAUGA